AUGUACUAUGAAAGCCAAAGGUGCCAUGGGCAUUUUCUUCCUCCUACCCUCAUUGUCAUCUGUCAGGCUCUACAAAAAGAGCAUUUUUCUCCUGCAAACGCUGAAGAAAUGUCACAUCCCAACCCAGAGGACCCUGACUACAACUGGGAGCAAUUUGGUGGUGGUGGAUACAUAUCUCCUCCUGCUGCCCAGACUCCCACUCAUUUAUGUGCACACAUCAAACCAACUGUACAUGAUUCUGGCCUUGUCAAAAAUGCUCAGGGUAGGAGAGUGAAACUUGUCACAAAUCUUCUGGAUGAGAGUGGUGAAGUCAAUCCCUCAGCUCAGAAUGUCCAGCCUGAGACAGGACAAUUGCCUACUCCCAUCUUACAGCAAGAGCUCCCAAACAACUCCACACAGGGUAGGCAAGGCUUAUAUGGUGAUGUACCAUGCCGAGCUGUGUUGUGUGAACUGCCACAUGAACCCCAGCAGCAUCCUUCACAUGAAUCCCAGCGAUAUCCUUCAGGCCCAUGUGAACCUCCCCUUCCUCUCAAUGCUCAGCAACCUCAGCCUAACAUUAUCCUUCUGCAACCUCCCCUUGCUACUAUGCAGGGAACACACACACCUGUGGGGUUGAACAGCGGGCAGGAUCUCCAUGCUGCCCCACUUAAUGCUGGACUGAGUGCUGAUGCUCUUGGAGUGCUAGGUCUUCCCCAGGCCAGUCCCAUAGAUGACUUCAGUGCAGGGACUUCCACUACAUUUGAUGGCACACAUUGUCCAUUCACUGCCAAUACUGAAUUCGACUUCUCAUCGCUUGAUGUUCCAUGGGAUCCUACUCCACCUUCUUUUGGUGCUCAACCUGGUAUGCAAGAUGCUUUCCAAAGCCACGAUGACAUGAGAGAAUCUUUAGCUGGUGCACUGGUUGGCCAUAGAACAGAUGAGGUGAAUGUAUUGUUGGGGGAGAAUUUCAAAGCCAUCAAUGGCAUAUUCAAUGAUCUUGUCGCAAAAACUGGCUUACCUUUGCAGCAAGUUUCUCAUGCAUAUCACAAGGCCCAUGGACAAAUUCAUUCUGCAUUCAAUCAUUGGAACACAUAUGGCCACUACUUGAAAGUGGACACCACUGCUGCCAAACAUGGCUUUGAAGCUGUCUUUAUCAUAUGCAGAAAGGUAGUCAAUCAGGACACCUCACUUGGGUAUAUACAUGAAACGCCAGGUGCAGAAAGUUUUUGGCAAACAUGCUGCCAAGCUGACGAAGACAUGAUGAUUGGGCAUUUAAAAGCCCAUGUAUACAACCUCACAUCCCUCACUGUGGUUGAGGACAUAUAUCCUGAUGGCACACUGAGCAUAAACAAGGAUGAGCUGCAACCCAAGUGUAAAUCAGCCAAAGUGUCAGCAGACACUCCAGAUGCCAUGAAAAUUGACCCGGAUGCUCUGGAGGUGUCUGACAGUGGUGAUUGGCAACUCCAGGUCGAUGUUCUUCAAUGCAUCAAGGGUGGCAUAACUGUGCUAUUCAAGGAGCUUGGUGGGAAACUCACUGUCUGCUCAGGCAAUUUCCCUUGGAAGAAGCUCCACAGCAACCUUGACCGUCAAGGGUUCAUUAUGGAAGGCUACCCAGAGGAUAUUCUUAUGCCAGGAGAGACAUGCAGCACCAAUGCAAGGAGUAAGGGGAUCAACAACCUCAACAAACGGGAACAGAUCAUUCUUGCAGAAGCCUUAAAAUCUGGAACACUGGUGAUCAAACAUGGGCCCACAGGACCAUCUCAUCUCCAGCCAAGUGCAGUGACAACCAAAGUCAGGAAGCCAAAUGGCAGUGUGCCCAUUGCUCCCCCCAUAGUUGUCAAGGAUGAUUCUCCCACUUCCACCAUAGUUCGUCAGAAAAACCUUGUCAUUUCGGUUGACAUACCUCCUGCAUGCCCCUUUAAGGUAGUCAUGCUGCCAAAAUCACAGGUGACACCAGUUGACAUACCUCCUGCACAUCCAUUUAAGGUAGUUAUGCUGCCAAAAUCAAAGGUGACACCAGCACCUUCUAAUGUCAUCACUCUCAAUGAGUCCAUGAAGGCAUCCUCUGGAUCUGAGGGAGAUAACUCAGAAUAUCAUGACCUUCCACAAGAUGAUGAGUCUGAUUAUGAGGAAGAACUUCUGUCCUGCAAAUAUAAGGCAAGGACCAUUGGCAGCACUCACAGACUUAAGCACCAUGUGCCGUCCAGUGAUGUUGAGUUGAUUGAGCAGCUGCAGCCCAAGGGAAAGGGAAAAGAGACUGUGUUGCAGAAGGAGAGGGCAAGGGUACGUUAUCAUGAGCUCACCUCUGAUUCUGAAGAGGAAAAGAAGGAAGUACAUUCAAAGCCUGGGCCGAAGCCAAAGAUGGUUAUUCCUGGUUUGGCUGCAGCAGCUAAACAAGUUGCUUUCUAUGAAGGUGGGAUGCUUCAUACGUAUGAAUCAUCAAGAGCAGCAGGACCCUUGGGAGCAGCAGAACCAUCAGGAGCAUCAGACAUGCACGAAUCAUCGAGAGCAGUAAGCACAGGAGUGUUACCAGAGCCAUCUGCCCCCUCAUCUGCCCCCUCGUCUCCAUCGCCUCAAUGUCAGCAACCUCCACACUCAUUGGUUCCACUAUCAUAUGACCAGCACAGCCCUGCCCUCCAAACUGCACCAUAUAAUUACAGUCAUGGCAGGACCCUUCCAGCACCUUCAUAUGGGCAACAUCUUGAUGUGCUGCAAGGUCAGAACUAUCCUGACCCACACCAUGAUCAGAUCACCUACCAAUGGACUGCUCAACCCCUUCUAACCAUGAAUCAGAGUUUGGGUGUCAACACUGCCAGUUACAGCCAUGCCCAGUAUCCUCCUCACGAUGAUGUGUAUACACACCUUGCACCCCAUCAUGCUAAUGCUGCUCACACAGAAGCUUAUAUGACUCGUCCACCUGCUCAUCAACAACAUCUGGAAAACCAUGGUACUCCUGCACUGGUAUUUUCUCAGCAGCAGCAGCAGCAAUAUUCAGAUGUUUAUGGUCAUGUACCUGCUCACGCACCUGCUCAUGCACCUUCUUGCACACCUUCUUGCACACCUUCUCGUGCCCCUACUCCUCAACAGCACAGGGAGACUUAUGACAUCCAUGUGCCAGCUCAUCAACCACCCACCUCUCAACAGCAUACAGGGACAUAUGACACUCAUGUGCCUGCUCCUCAACAAGGACCUGUGGAUGGCAGGGUACCAUAUAACCUGGGAAAACACUGGCAGCCUCACUAUGGGCCACAAACACCAUGCUCUAGUCAGAGGAUGCGCCCUUUACCUGCUCUAAUGGGGUACUCAUCAUCACUACCUCAGUCUGAAAGCAACUAG
Molecule: messenger RNA, 3315 nt
Organism: Suillus subaureus
Lineage: Eukaryota; Fungi; Basidiomycota; Agaricomycetes; Boletales; Suillaceae
Exons: 9
Coding region: 1-3315 (1104 amino acids)
Source: RefSeq, a predicted model, not a curated record